AUGUCUUCUCACAAGACUUUCAGGAUCAAGAGCUUCCUGGCCAACAAACAAAAGGAGAACCAGCCCAUUCCCCAAUGGAUUCAGAUGAAAACUGGUAAUAAAAUCAGGUACAACUCCAAGAGGAGACAUUGGAGAAGAACCAAACUGGUUCUACAAGGAAGGGCACAUCAGAGAUGUCUCAUAUUUAUGCUCUAUUCAUGUUGUCUGCCUCUUGAAGUCACUGAAAAGACCACUGCUAUGGGGACACUUUGGCAUUUUAUUGGGAAUUGGAUUCUUUUUUCUUGA
Messenger RNA from Artibeus jamaicensis (Jamaican fruit-eating bat), 285 nucleotides. RefSeq names its product 60S ribosomal protein L39-like. Gene Ontology annotation, cellular component: ribosome; cytosolic large ribosomal subunit. The transcript has a single exon. The record is from RefSeq and is a predicted model, not a curated record. The coding region runs from base 1 to 285 and encodes 94 amino acids. Gene Ontology annotation, biological process: translation. Gene Ontology annotation, molecular function: structural constituent of ribosome. Lineage: Eukaryota; Metazoa; Chordata; Mammalia; Chiroptera; Phyllostomidae.